AUACGGUACUUACUGCUAUUUAUGAUAAAGUACUCUGUGCGUUACUGUAUAAAAUGAGUAAAAGUAAGGUGAUCUACAUUUGGGAAGAAAAUCUUAUUAAAGAGUGCGACCGUCUACCGGCAGUUUUGGACAGAGCUUCCUUAGUUCAUGAACUUAUUACAGCUUAUGGCCUAACAAAUCGUUGUAAAAUCGUAAAGUCCGUUCCAGCAACAUAUAACGAGCUAACAGUGUUUCAUUCUGAGCUCUAUAUUAAUCAUUUGAAGACUCUCUUAGAUGUUGAAGACGACUAUAUUCCCACUGCUGAAGAUGAAAAGUAUGGAAUUGGAUAUGAUUGCCAACCAGUCUCCAAUAUGUACAGCCUUGUGUCAGUGGUUGCAGGGAGCUCUGUCACAGCAGCCAAAUGUAUCUUAAUGGGAUUGUGCGAUGUGGUCAUUAACUGGUGUGGAGGUUGGCACCAUUCACAGAGAUUUACUGCUGAAGGUUUUUGCUAUGUAAAUGAUAUAGUUAUAGCUAUUGAGCAGUUGCUUAAGAAGUUUCCUAAGGUGCUUUAUAUAGAUUUAGAUGUGCAUCAUGGCAAUGGUGUUCAAGACGCAUACAACUUGAGUAAAUCAGUUUUCACAUUGUCCUUCCACAAAUAUGAGCCGGGGUUUUAUCCUGGUACUGGAGGUGUUGAGGAAAUAGGUACACUGAAUGGCCAGGGAUACACAUGCAACUUCCCUCUGCAUGCAGCUUAUUCUGACAAAAGUUUCAUAUAUGCAUUUGAAAAGUCAUUUGCUUUAGUGUAUGAUCAUUUUAAACCAAAUGUAAUUGUUGUACAAUGUGGUGCAGAUGCUCUAGCUAAUGAUCCACAAGGAGGCGGGGGAUUGACUGUGAAUGGCUACUGCACUAGCAUCCAGCAUGUACUAAAUAAGAAGAUACCUACAAUGUUAUUAGGUGGAGGUGGCUACAACUUUCCUAAUGCAGCAAAACUGUGGACAUCCAUCACAGCUCUAGUUCUUGGUGAAAAGUUGGAUGAAAAUAUACCAGAACACAAGUACUGGCCAAAAUACGGACCCGAUUUCUUGUUAAAUGUGCGACCACUAUUAAGCAAAGAUUUAAACUCAAUAGAAUACUUAGAGGAAUGUAUUAAAACAAUUGAAGGAAACUUACGGAAAUAUUUAGGUGAAAGUUUGCAAUCUAACAAUGUAAAAGAAGAGACUGGAAUUAAACAAAACAAUAACAAGAUUAAAUGCUAUAUGAUUUCCAAGGAAAGUAAUAAUCCAAACUGUGAAAAGGCUGAUGUAUAUGAUUUUAGUGAUUAAAUAUUUUAAAGAUUC
Messenger RNA from Aricia agestis (brown argus), 1316 nucleotides. RefSeq names its product histone deacetylase 8-like. The transcript is spliced from 8 exons. Gene Ontology annotation, molecular function: histone deacetylase activity. Lineage: Eukaryota; Metazoa; Arthropoda; Insecta; Lepidoptera; Lycaenidae. The record is from RefSeq and is a predicted model, not a curated record. Bases 54 to 1301 code for a protein of 415 amino acids.